AUGAAAACAGGAUUGAAAUUAAUUCAAGACGCAUAUAACAGAAAAUUUUCUUCACUGUCUAAUUCAUUGGAUCAAGAAAAAAAAAAGAAGGGAUCAAAUAAUAGUGAAGUUUCACAACUUCGACAAAAAAUAAGAGAAUUAAGCGAUUCUUUGUUCAAAGAAGAGGAGGAAAAAAAUGAAAUUUUACAUUCUAAAAACUCCUUACUUGACCAAUAUAAUAAAUUAUGUGAUGAACAUCAACAUUGUUUAAAUAAAUCCUCUGAAAGAAACAAUGUAAAUGGUUCUAGUAGUAGAAUUAUUAGUGUUUUAAAUAGUGGUAAAAAUGAAUUACGAAAUUAUCUCAAGACGUUACCGAUGGAUGCAAGACGGGCUUUAUUGUCAGAAUUUUUAGAUUGUUGUCAUCCUCACGAUAUACAUAUGCAGCAAGCACUUUUAGAUUAUUAUGUGAAGACAACAUUCGACGUAAUUGGUACUUUGCCAAAUGAUUUAAACACAAUUAUUUUGUCACGUUUAACCGCUGAAGAUUUAAGUAAUGCUAGGCUAGUGUCUAGACGUUGGAGAGAAAUGGUUAAAGAACCAAAUCUUUGGAAAGAAAAAUGUUUAGUAAUAACCAAAGAAGAUCCUGUACCACUAGUUUAUCCAUCCGAUCCCAAACUAUGGGAAACCAUCUAUCAUGGGUUACAUUUUCGUGAAUAUAAUUGGUCAACUGGUAAUGUACGAGAUUUGACAGGAGUAGAAGGAUUAAAAGCAUUCCCAUUAGAUAAUGAUCAAGUUAAUAUCCACAACAACAACAACAAAGUUGAUGAUAAUAAAGGAGAAAUGUUAAAUAAAGAACAAUUGAUCGAGAUGAACAAGAAAAAAAUAAAAGCUUUAGAGAAAAAAAUCAGACAAAUUGAAAGAAUUAAAGAAAAACAAGAUAAUGGCGAGAAUUUAAUUACAGAUGAACAUGAAAAACUUAAAAAAUUGGAACCAUUUAAAGAAGAGUUAAAUAAAUUGUUAAAUGAAAUCAAAGAGCAGGAAGGUGAAGGGAAAAAAAGUGGCAGUGGGAAAGGUGGUAGAAAUGGAAAAAAAUAA
Messenger RNA from Entrophospora sp. SA101, 1074 nucleotides. Lineage: Eukaryota; Fungi; Glomeromycota; Glomeromycetes; Entrophosporales; Entrophosporaceae. The record is from the annotation of a GenBank genome assembly.